Messenger RNA from Gallus gallus (chicken), 5817 nucleotides. It is a transcript of the gene A4GALT, whose product is annotated as alpha 1,4-galactosyltransferase. The transcript is spliced from 3 exons. Gene Ontology annotation, molecular function: acetylglucosaminyltransferase activity. Gene Ontology annotation, biological process: protein O-linked glycosylation. Bases 1380 to 2516 code for a protein of 378 amino acids. The record is from RefSeq and is a predicted model, not a curated record. Lineage: Eukaryota; Metazoa; Chordata; Aves; Galliformes; Phasianidae.
GCCCGGGCCGGCGGCUGGGGGACCCGGCCCGGGUUCGACUGCGGUCCCGGACCCGACCCGGCCCCGAGGCGCCGCCGGAGGGCGCGGAGGUGAGCGAGGCGCGGAGGGGUCGCGGGGGGACGGGGCGUGGGGCUGCCCCCGGGGUCGGCGGCCUCGACCCGCCCGGCGCGACGGGGGGAAUUCGAGAAAAUGUUCGGGGUCUUUUUUUCCGGCGGCGGAUUUUUUUUUUCCCGUGGACGCGGGGCAUCCCUCUUCGUCGCAGCUUUGCCCUCGGCUGCCCGGGGGCUGGAGCCGCUCUGCUUGGAGCUCGCGGUCCGCCCGUUCGUAGUGCUGCGGAGAGCCCGGGCGAAGAGGUCUGCCUCCCCCCGCUGCGCCGAGCCCUCUGCAGCGCGUUCCCUGCGAUCCGUCCGUGUUCCAAGCGGGCAUCGCUUUCCGAAGGAGCUGCGCGCACGGUGCCCGCAUGUCGUGCGGGCUGAAAGGCGCCGCGCAACCCGAGAAGGGCGAACCGACAGCCGGGUCCGCUGCCGGGCAGCGGCGCGGUGGGAAGAUGAGGAGCGAAGGAAGGCUCGGGAGGGGUGCAGCUGGCCCGGACCCAGAGGGAGAAACAGCAGAGCUCGUGAGGGGGGAGCUCAGACGGCCUUCGUGGACUGACAGCUGACCUGGAAAGCGGUGGGGUUUCAGCAGGGCUAAGGCUGGAGGGAGGGCUGGAGAAGAGGGACGGAGCCUCACGAGGGACUGUGGGAAUGCUUGCUGUGGCGGUAGGGGCAGAGAGCCCCGGCAGAGCAGUUGUGAAGAAAUGAGUAACUCCUUUACCUAAUGACCUGAAAGCAGGAAAGUUGCUGAAAGAUGAACAGAUCCACAGAUCUUAUUUUGGGUGGUGGCUUCACUUGGAAACAGGUGUAAUGUCAGCAACUGUCACAAAGCAAGAGCGAUGGACAGAACCUCACCUCAGUGCCAAUCUGUGUGAGGGCUGUGGUGUGUUGAGGGGUUCUGGAGCUGAUGUCGUCGUGUCACAAGCCCAUCAAUGUCCCAGCAAAGCUUCAUCUGCUUAGGGAGUAAAAAGGAAACAGAGAGAACAUUCAGAGGAGAAUGAGAAACAGAGGAGCACAUUCGGCACAUCCAUCUUGGGCAAAAGCCAGGCCUGUUUUGUAUUGCUGAGACUGGAUGGAGGGAACCACCAUUCAGGUAGCUUAAGGGGUCUGUCCUUAGGAGUUCAGCCUACCUGCAUAAGGACAUGAGCCACCAAUGCCCUUGGCCUGCAGCCGGUUCUGGCUUGUUAGGAGUGAGACUAUGCCACGCUUGCUUUGUCUCUCUUGCCACCUGGUGCCUGAGGUGGAGGAGACUCACAGCCAUGUGGGACCAAUGCUGGAGCUUCUGGGAUGGUUUGGAAGAUCACAGCAUUUCUUCUGGGAGAGCAAGCUCUGAUGGGAACAAGAAUGCUCAGAAUGCCAAACUGCCUGCUAAAGCUGACCCGGGUGGUGCUGGGCCACAAGCUCAGGGCUCUCUUCAUCCUUGCCUUUAAGUUCAUGUCCUUUGUCUCCAUUGUGCUGUACUGGAGGAUCACACAGGACUCUAAGGGCAGGGACCAAACCUACUUGCCUGUUCAGAUCCACUGUGCUCACUCUGUUCCGUCUCCUCCCUGUGCCGUUGCUGAUGGACCUUCUCCUCCCCCAGGAGAUGUGUUUUUUGUGGAAACCUCCGAACGAACCAACCCAAAUUACCUGUUCAUGUGCUCUGUGGAGUCAGCUGCCCGGACGCACCCGGGGACAAGGGUUGUGGUGCUCAUGAAAGGCCUGGCAAACAGAAAUGCCUCAUUACCCAACCACUGGGGCUUCUCAUUGCUGAGCUGCUUCCCCAACGUGGAAAUUCGUCCCUUGGAUUUGCCAGAGCUAUUCUCUGGGACACCUCUAGCACAAUGGUAUUUGCAGGCUCAGCAGCGCUGGGAACCUUAUUUCCUACCCAUCCUGUCUGAUGCCUGCAGAAUUGCCAUCAUGUGGAAAUUUGGUGGCAUCUACCUGGACACAGACUUCAUUGUGCUUAAGAACUUAAAGAACCUCACCAAUGUGCUUGGCACCCAGUCCAAGUAUGUACUGAAUGGAGCCUUUCUGUCCUUUACACCCAAACACAAGUUCAUAGAGCUUUGUAUGCAGGACUUUGUGGAGAACUACAACAGCUGGAUCUGGGGGCAUCAAGGCCCACAGCUCCUAACGCGUGUCUUUAAGAAAUGGUGUUCCAUCAGGAGUCUUCGGAGCAGUAAGAGCUGCAAAGGGGUGAGUGCUCUGCCCCGAGAGGCUUUUUAUCCCAUUCGAUGGCAGGACUGGAAGAAAUACUUCGAAGUGGUCAGCUCCACUGAGCUGAAUGAACUCCUGAAGAACACCUAUGCUGUGCAUGUAUGGAACAAGAAGAGCCAAGGGACAAGGCUAGAGAUCACAUCGCAGGCUUUGCUGGCUCAGCUGCAUUCUCUUUUCUGCCCUGCCACAUAUGAUGUCUUGAAGAUGGACUUUAAAUGGCACUGACUCGAAGGAUCAGCUAACAGACAUUGCCUGGAAGCUCCCAACCCUUCAACUGUUCCAUCUCAGAUAAAUGAAGUGAAGGUGCUGGGAGUUGAGGAUAAAAGCCAUUGUGGGGUUUAGAUGGAGCCUGUAUUUUCAGCCCAUCUGUGCAGCUCUUUGUCUUGAUUUCAACAGUAUUUUGGUUCUCUGCAGGGCCUUCCUUCUGCUCUCCUCAGUCAGGUGGAGGAAUCUCAGGAUGAGGAGUGAGUGCCGGGCCACUUGUGGCAGCCUCCAUAAACCUCUUGGAAUAAGACUCCUUUCUGUAGCUGCAAAUUUGGAAGAGACCUUGUAGAAAUGUGUAUCUCAUGCUUUGUCACUGACUCAAAGCAACAAAAGGAUGGGAGAGCCAAGAACAGAGGUUAAGUGUGUGCUUGAAGAGGUGCCUUGAGAAAAAAAGGAAAACAGAGACGAAAGGUGAAAUGGCUAAGCUGAUGUCUUUUUCUUUUCAUUCCUUUCUCUUCUGAGGACUUUGAUGGAAGAGACUCUCAUGUCUGGUCCAAGGAGAGAACAGGACACUGGAGUCUCUGCUCAGUGUUGUAGGUCUAAAGACUUGCGUGGAAAUUCGACAUGAAUCAGAAUGUGAGGAUUUGAGUUUAGUUCAUCAUUUAGAAGGAGUUCUUGCACAGCAGUGAUUUGUGUUUUAGUAAUAGCAAAUUAACAUCCUGUAGUGAGCAGGAGAGCUCUCCCAAAUCACGCCUUAGAUUGCAUGUGACACAGGAAGAGCUGAACUGUCUUUUACACUGGGCUUGUAAGUGUGACCAAAUUUCCGUAACUGCAUCUGUGAUCUUUCAGUGCUUAAACUGAUCCUAAAGGGAAAGAAGUGAUACUUCCAAGUAUUCCCAAAGUUAGAGAGUUUGGUGGAAACCUCUACUGUCUAAAUUCAAGUCCAGGAACUGAGCCAUUUAUGAUGGGCUUCUUCAGGAGCCCUCUUGCAGUUCACUCUUCAUUGUGCAGGAGUGUAAAUCUCUCCAGGGAGGUCUGGAGAAGUGCAGUGAAAAGAUUCACUCUUCUCCUCUGAGUAUUUCACUGAAUUAUGAUGGAGAAAGUUAGUGUAUCACUCUUACGGUGCUGUCGUGCCUUUGGUGGUUCCACCAUAGAGGCAAAUUUGUUGGACGUAUGAUGGCACAAAAAUUGUCCUUUGCUUUGAUAGCCAAAAGGAUGUAUUGGUGCUCUUACAGUUCAUUAUAUAAAAAUAUCAGAGAAAGAGCAGCAAGAAGUAAAAGUAAGGUGGAAACCAGAAGCUUUCUUACACCUGUUCCUCACCACAACCUAAAGGGGUUUUCUGAGGUUCAUGAGCUGACACUACAGUGGGAUUGACAGAGGUGAACAAAGUAUUGGCCAUCCCCUCUCCUACACUGAUCUCAUUGUAAAGUCUUUUCUGCCUCUAGUAGGAGGAUUUUCUUACCCCUAGGAGUGGGGUACUCCAGUGACCCUUCUGAUGACCACGAGUCAGUGGGAUCUCCAGUGUCACGAAGCCUCAUAGCAAGAGCUCUUAAAAGGAGUGCUACCUGCAAGUCCUCUGAGGGUGACACAGAUGACUGCUAGGUUUGCAGUUUUCUGAGGCCUCUUCUGUUUCCCAUGUCAGAUAGAAGCAAGGUGAGGUUUGUUCAACUUAGCCAAGAGAAAAAGAAUAUGCGUGCAGUGACAACAUUUCACAGGUUGUCUUGGGUUUAUUUCUCUUUUCUUGGAGGAUAAAAACAAGAAAGCCAAAUUGCCCAUCACUUUUCCACACCGGUUCCCUGUCUGCUGGGGAACAUGGCUUUGGGAUCUUAGGAAAUUGUGCACCUUUUGUUUAUUUGCAUGCUGAGCUGUCUGACCGGAAGCUGCUGCUGCUCUGCAACGAAAGCAACCCGCCUACCACCUGGGCAAGGCAGGAGCUCUGUGCACAGGCAGCUGCUCUGGAAUGAAGAAGUUGUUGGAAACACCCUUCCAGUGGGUACCUCCACACGUGUACAUAUAUAUGUCAUGCUGUGUCAUAGUUUUGGCCGGGGUGGAGUUCUUUCCCCACAGCAGCCCAUAUAGUGCUAUGCUCUCCAUAUCUAGCUGGAACAGCAUUGACAUUGCACUGAUGUUUUGUCCGUGCUCUCAUGGCAACGAAACUCUCUCCACUCCCAAAAGGGCAGCAGGCUGGGGGUAGGCAAGAGAUUGGAAUGGGACAUUGCCAGGACAGCUGAUCUAAACUGACCAACUGACCGAAGGGGCAUUCCAUGCUGCAUGUCGUCACGCUCAGCAAUAAAAGCUGGAAAGAAGAAGGAUAUGGAGGGGCCCUUGUUAUGAAAAUGUCUGUCCUUCUGAACAACUGUGUCAUAUAUUGAGGCCCUGCUUCCCAAGAUGUGUCCAAAGAUCACUUGUUAAUGGACAGUAGAGAUGAAUUGUUCUCUCUCGCUUUGCUUCUGCACAGCCUUUGUUUGUUUUUCUCUUUUUUCCCCUUCAAUUAAAUUGUCUUUAUCUCAAUUUGAGAGCUUUUUUUUUUUCCCCCAAUCCUAUUUUCUCCCCGUUUCUUUGAGGCAGUGGAGUGAGAGAGCAGUGUGGUGGAAUUCAACCAGCCAUCAGUGCUAAACCACCGCAUGCUGCCCCUUUGUUCUGCUCAGCUUUAUGGCAUAUGCUGGAGACAUUCAGGAUUUUGAAUCUUUGUAGCUCUCUAAGCACUGAACAUCUUUAAGAACAGCUUUGUGGGAAGCAGCAGAUCUUCCUGACUGUUCAAGUGGUCUUCACCACAAUAAAUGGUAUAAAUAGAUGAUAUUUUCACAUCAUGCUCUAUCUAUACCUACUCAUCCCCCCCCCCCACACACACUGCUUUCUUUAGAAGCAGCCACAGAAUCAACCCUGGCCUAUUAUGUGUCCGGUAGAACAUGGUUUCUCCUUCUAAAGAUUGUUUCUGAUUUGGGCUCUUUGUGCUAAGCAACAAAAACCGCAGUGAGCCACGAGCCAAGGAAGGUAAAAUGGUGUCUCAUGAUUGUAAAGCCGUAACAGAAUCUCUACUGUGGCAAUAUCAGGGACUGAUUACAGACGUUUGGGACCUACUAAACAUUGGACUUGGUGUACUACUGCUUACUCUAAGGAAGUGCCUUUUUGCAUAGUGAAAUGUUUUUGUUGGUGUUUUGUUUUUUGUUUUCUGGUUGGGUUUUUGUGUGUGUGUGUGUAUUUUUUUUUCCCUGUAGAGUCAGUGUUCCGAGGUUAUAAGCAGAGAAUCAAACCAAAGCAGUCUUUGACCCUCCAUCUUGUGAAAGCAAAAUAAACACAGUUUUAUUAUUUCUUCUCCCUA